AUUGCGUCACUUCCGCCGGAAGCAAGUCUCGGGCUCUGGAAGCGGUCUGCGGUACUUGUUGCCACGUCGGAGUAGUUUGUAAACCCGGUCGAUUCAUUGCUAAGCGACCAGAAAACUGUUGAAGGGUUUUUGGGUUAAACAGCAGCGAUGGUCUCCGUUAUUAACACCGUGGACACCUCCCACGAGGACAUGAUUCAUGACGCUCAGAUGGAUUAUUACGGGACGCGACUCGCCACAUGCUCCUCUGACCGCACUGUCAAGAUCUUUGAUGUCAGGAACGGAGGACAGAUUCUAGUGGCAGACCUCCGAGGCCAUGAAGGGCCCGUCUGGCAGGUGGCGUGGGCCCACCCCAUGUUUGGGAACAUCCUGGCCUCCUGCUCCUACGACCGGAAGGUCAUCGUCUGGAAGGAGGAGAACGGAGCUUGGGACAAGAUGUACGAGUACACGGGACACGAGUCCUCAGUCAACUCUGUCUGCUGGGGUCCCUAUGAGUUCGGCCUCAUCCUGGCCUGCGGCAGCUCCGAUGGAGCCAUUUCCCUCCUCACCCUAACUGGAGAUCAGCAGUGGGACGUGAAAAAGAUCAGCAACGCACACACUAUCGGCUGCAACGCUGUGAGUUGGGCUCCGGCUGUGGUUCCAGGCAGCUUGAUAGAUCAGCCGUCCGGACAGAAACCGAACUACGUCAAACGCUUCGUCUCCGGAGGCUGCGACAACCUGGUUAAACUCUGGAAGGAGGAGGACGGUCAGUGGAAGGAGGACCAGAAGCUGGAGGCUCACAGUGAUUGGGUCAGAGACGUUGGAUGGGCUCCUUCCAUUGGUCUCCCCACCAGCACCAUCGCCAGCUGCUCCCAGGAUGGGCGUGUCUUCAUCUGGACAUGUGACGACCCAGCAGGCAACACCUGGACGGCGAAGCUGCUGCAUAAGUUCAACGAUGUGGUCUGGCACGUCAGCUGGUCCAUCACUGGGAACAUUCUCGCCGUUUCAGGCGGAGACAACAAGGUGACGCUGUGGAAGGAGUCGAUGGAGGGUCAGUGGGCGUGCAUCAGCGACGUCAGCAAAGGCCAGGGCGCCGUGUCCACCAUCACAGAUACGCAACAGAACGAGCAGUGACCCGCAGACGCGUCUCUGACCCGGCAGGCGGUGACGGCCUUUUGGACUAUUUUCCUGCAUUCCAUCAUGAACCUUAGGCCUCGGUGGUCUGAGCUCCUCGUCCAGACGACGGGCCUUCAGCGCCCAGGGGCUUAGGCUCCACCCCCUCAGCAUCUUUGGUCCAAACCGGUUCCGUGGUUCUCUGAUCUGCUCCUGUAGGUCUAGAGGCGAACUUUUCGAUGGUCCAGAACUUCCUGGAUUGGACUGAAAGUUCUUGAUAAGUUUCCUCAACAGUGUAAAUUCUGCUGCAAAGCUUUCAGAACACAGGUUCUAAAACAUCUGGACCAGAUUCUGGAGUUCCGUCCACUCUGGAUGGUUUUCAUGUUUGAUGUGAUUCAAAUAAAUGAAUAGAAAAUGA
Molecule: messenger RNA, 1507 nt
Organism: Oryzias latipes (Japanese medaka)
Lineage: Eukaryota; Metazoa; Chordata; Actinopteri; Beloniformes; Adrianichthyidae
Gene: sec13
Product: SEC13 homolog, nuclear pore and COPII coat complex component
Biological process (GO): positive regulation of TOR signaling; protein import into nucleus; COPII-coated vesicle budding
Cellular component (GO): nuclear pore outer ring; COPII vesicle coat
Molecular function (GO): structural molecule activity; protein binding
Source: RefSeq, a predicted model, not a curated record